AUGCGGUCCAGUUAUACAUCUGCCAUGCCAAGAUUGAAUGUUACUGAGGUUGGAAGUGAAGAAAUGGAUACUUGUUACGAGGAGAUGCCGCUUUUGGAUCUCUCCCAGGUUGGAAGUGAAGAGAUGGAUCCUGGUCACCAGGUACCGGAUCAUGAUGGCCUUCGGGAAGAUGAAAUACCUUGUGUUGGAAUGCGGUUUGAUCAAUUGCAAAUGGCUCACGAAUUCUAUGUGACAUACGCAAAGAAAGUCGGGUUUGCCACUAAGAUACGGACGACAACCUGUGAUAAGCUCACAAAUCAACCCAUUAAUCAAGCUAUUCACUGUAAUAGGGAUGGGUUCCGUGUGUCUCGUGUCAAAGCCUCAACGCGGAAGAAUAGGAUCUCAGCCGCUGGGUGUAAGGCAAGGAUAUACGUGAAGUUUGACAAGGAGGCGCAUGAUUGGGUUUUCUUCAAGGUAGAGCUGAGUCACUCGCACCCAUGUUCAGCGAGGAAAGCGGUGCAUUACCAUGAGUAUAGGCAGCUGACCAUGCAUGCGAAGUGCGUGAUCGAGGAUAAUGAUGAGGCUGGGAUUCGACCAAACAAGACUUUCCUAGCUUUGGCAAAUGAGUCUGGGGGCCCAUCUAAUCUGGGAUACUCAGAAAAGGAUUUACGAAACUAUAUUACAGCUAGGCUCCGAACCAGCAACGUCAACGUUGAUGUCAGAGAGAUGAUGAACUAUUUCAUGAGAAUGAAGGACAUCAAUCCCAACUUCUUCUACGCGGUGAAUUUGGAUGAUGACUGUAAAUUUCGGGGUGCAGUAUGGGUGGAUGCAAGGUGUAGGGCGUCGUUCGAAUAUUAUGGAGAUGUUGUGUCACUUGAUAGCACAUACAGCACAAACAAGCAUGGAUUACCAUUUGCGUCCUUCGUCGGUGUCAACCACCAUGGUAAGUCGACCAUCCUUGGUUGUGCUCUCCUUGGAAAUGAGGAAAUCCCAAGUUAUGAGUGGGUUUUCCGCCAAUGGGUCAAGUGCAUGGGAACUGCUCCACAGCGGAUCAUCACCGAUCAAUGCAAAUCCAUUUUUCGUGCAAUAAAAAAUGUGUUCCCCGAUACACGCCACCGGUGGUGCAUCUGGCACAUUACGAAGAAGUUACCGCACAAGCUUGGAGGUUAUCGCCGGUACAGAGAGUUGUAUGAUGAGUUCAAUGAUAUUGUGUGGAACUCUCGAACCGAGCAGUCAUUUGAGGAUAACUGGUAUGAAUUAAUAGACGAGCACAACUUACAUAACAACACAUGGCUGUCAGACCUCUUUGAUGAUCGACGCAUGUGGGUCCCAAUAUACUUCAAGGGUGAAUUUUGGGCUGCCAUGAGGAGCACGCAAAGGAGUGAGAGCAUGCACUCAUUCUAUGGAAAUUUCUUACACAGUCGGACUAGCUUGGUCCAAUUUGUUCACGAAUAUGACAAUGUGCUUGGAAUUAAGGAGCAAAGGGAACUGGAGGAUGACGCAGCAGACUCGAGGGGGGAUGUUCAAAUAGAGUUUGUCAAGAAGGCUAAUUGUAGGGUCUCUGUUGUUGCUGAAGAGGGGCCAGGUGCAUGCAUGAAGGUUGAAGAGGAAAUACUAGUGAAUGAAGCUAUUCUUUGCGUUCCGUACGACGUCCACUUCGAACGAUCCACGCAGGAGGUUCGUUGUGAGUGCAAUCUAUUUGAGAGUUCAGGAGUGUUAUGCUGUCAUUGUCUUGCAGUUUUCCAUUAUUACAAGGUGUAUAAAGUACCUAAUCGAUAUGUUCUCUCUCGUUGGAGUAAGAACAUAAAGCGCAAGCAUACUUAUGUCAAGAGUAGUCACGAUGUCAGCCGGUCGGAUGAGAGUCAUGUUGCAUUCAGGGGACUAUGUGCACACUUCUACAAUGUUGCUCAGGAUUUUGUAAACGAUGACGAAGAAACGGCCUUGCUUCAUGCUGCUCUAGAAGAAACGAGAGCUAAGCUGACUGCUCACCGUGCCAAGAAGAGGUCCGAGAGUGUGGCGGACUCCCACAACAAUAUUGGCUCGACAAGUUUGAAUGUUGCCACAGUGAUGGACAUCCAAGCCCCAUCGAAGGUCAACACAAAGGGCCGCCCAAAGAGUAAGAGGCUCGGCGCUGCCCUGGAGAAGUCAAUUAAAAAAUCUACCCGGAAGAGAAACAAGCCUGAUCCACCGGUGGUUUGUCCGAAGCCAACUCAAGAUGUAAGAUUCGGUGGUGUUGUAGGCCACGCUGAUCCCGAACAACUUGGUGGCUUCAUGUCUUUGUUAAGCUCCUUUAACAAAAAUUAA
This is a messenger RNA of Arachis stenosperma, 2283 nucleotides long. RefSeq names its product protein FAR1-RELATED SEQUENCE 6-like. The transcript is spliced from 8 exons. The record is from RefSeq and is a predicted model, not a curated record. Gene Ontology annotation, molecular function: zinc ion binding. Gene Ontology annotation, biological process: regulation of DNA-templated transcription. Bases 1 to 2283 code for a protein of 760 amino acids. NCBI's taxonomy places the organism in Eukaryota, Viridiplantae, Streptophyta, Magnoliopsida, Fabales, Fabaceae.